AUGACUACCCCCAAAUACGACCCACUCGUUCAGGACUUGGUGAACUUUGUCUAUCGUACAGAAGAUAGAAAUCAAAGUUUUUCUCAAGCUGUCAAGAGUGCUACGGACCCGAAGAAUGGGGGAGACGGAGAGAUGUCCCAGGAAAAUAUCAGUACAUUGGAGGAUUAUUUUCGAUUCUGUGACGACCUCUUGAAAUGGGUUCCGGCAGUGGACACGACAGUGGACACGACAGACGACGCCCUCCUCCGGAAAUUAUUGGUUUUCUACUGGGUGUUUAAUCAACCCAGCGUUGCGGACUACCAAACCAGUAUUAAGCCCGAAAAUGCUGGAAGCGAUCCCAAGUGGCUCUCAUAUUGGCAGGUAGUCUACGCCCGGGCACUCGGAUCCUUCUUGAGUACCAAAGAAUCCACUUCUAAGAUUUGGACUUUCUACGAGAACCCUCUUUAUAAUCAAGAAAGUAAGCUGUGGCAGGACCCGCCAGAGCCAAAUAACGAGUGGGCGUCGUUCAAUCAGUUCUUCUCCCGGAAAUGGAAGGACAUCGACAUUGCGCGGCCACUAGACCAGAAGGAAAACGUCAUUGUCAGCGCUGCAGACUCCAAGUUUGGCGAGGACUUGCCAGUGGAGGAUGGAACUGUCACGAUCAAAGGAUUUUACUGGACAAUUAAAAAACUGGUACAGGGAUCGGUAGAUUUCAAUGUUGUAUCUUUCAUGCAUGCCUUCCUCGGUCCUACUGACUAUCACCGGCAGCAUGCACCAGUCAGUGGGAGAGUUGUGGAGGCCAAGGUGAUCCAAGAGCUUGUCUAUCUUCAGGUCACUGAUGACCCAAAUCAUACUGGUUUAGCCCCUGAUCGUGGUCUUUUAGUUAAAAAGCCAUUCCUAGGUAAAAAACGCCCGGGAGACCUUACUGCAGGCCGUGGACACGACUUCUAUGAUAUUACUGCGCCGGAUGAACCCGGCUACCAGUGGUGCCAGACUCGCGGGGUGAUUGUGAUUGAGACGGAGAAUCACGGCAAGGUUGCUGUGCUGCCAAUUGGCAUGGCCCAGGUUUCGUCGGUUGUUCUGACGGUGAAGGAAAACGAUGUAGUUGAAAAAGGCCAGGAGAUAUCUUAUUUCCAGUUUGGAGGGUCGGAUAUCGUUCUGAUCUUUGAAAAGCCCGUCCACUAUUCCGUGAAGGGGGGAGAUAAAUGUAAUGUGAGGAGCAAAAUUGCCACUUUUCUGUGA
This is a messenger RNA of Daldinia childiae, 1221 nucleotides long. Its product is annotated as Phosphatidylserine decarboxylase proenzyme 2. Gene Ontology annotation, molecular function: phosphatidylserine decarboxylase activity. The transcript has a single exon. Bases 1 to 1221 code for a protein of 406 amino acids. Lineage: Eukaryota; Fungi; Ascomycota; Sordariomycetes; Xylariales; Hypoxylaceae. The record is from RefSeq and is a predicted model, not a curated record. Gene Ontology annotation, biological process: phospholipid biosynthetic process.